Messenger RNA from Larimichthys crocea (large yellow croaker), 3157 nucleotides. RefSeq names its product phospholipase ABHD3. The record is from RefSeq and is a predicted model, not a curated record. Lineage: Eukaryota; Metazoa; Chordata; Actinopteri; Sciaenidae. Gene Ontology annotation, biological process: medium-chain fatty acid catabolic process; medium-chain fatty acid biosynthetic process. The transcript has 9 exons. Gene Ontology annotation, molecular function: monoacylglycerol lipase activity; acetylesterase activity. Bases 576 to 1574 code for a protein of 332 amino acids.
CUCACGGCCUGCAGCACAUGGACAACACGAAGAAGGACGACGCAUGCGCAGCACGCUCUGACAUCCUGAAGCCGCCUCCCGGUGAAGAAACCGAAACGCCGCAGACAGAGAGCCCGCGGGCGGCAUACCGGCUUUUAGCACCACCGGUCAGAGCAAAUGGGACGCGUCGACGACGUGUCGCAGUAGAGGAGUGGCUGUUAAAACAUCUUUAACAGUGACUGGUGGCGAUGAAGGCAGGUUGUCGGACGAAACUACCUCUGUUUGUCAGUUGUCUGUCCCGUUGUGUCGGUUAACGAGUCAUUUAUUGUACAUUCACCAUCCGCUACGAGGCUACCUCUCUCUGCUGUAGUGUAGAUAAAUAUCACCACCAUGCUUUUAUCACAUGUGGAGAUAUGGACAGGAUGUUGGGAGUAUGUUUCCAGACCUUACACGGUGCUCAUCUGCUCCCUCGGGGCCGCUUUGUGCUAUCUGUGGGGCCGGAAGUGUCAGCCCCCAACCGUGGUUUCUAGCAAGACUUUUGGUGCAUUCCUCAAAAAGCACUGCCCCGUGGUGACCGAGGUCUUCACUCCUACUCCAUGGUGCUGGGGAGGUCGAUUUCAAACGCUCGUCUUUGCCCUCUUGAAGUCCAAACCUCCCGUCACUUAUCUGAGCUGAUCCGUACAGUUGACGGUGGUCAGCUCUCUCUGGACUGGGUGGACAAUCAUGACAACGCCACCUACCCAGAAUCCUCUACCCGCCCAACAGUACUGAUACUUCCAGGCCUGACAGGGAACAGCAAGCAGUCCUAUGUGCGCCAUUCCAUUCACCAGGCCAGCCGUCGGGGCUACAGAUGCGUGGUUUUCAACAACAGAGGGGUUGCAGGGGAAGAGCUGUUGACCCCUGUCACCUACUGCGCAGCCAGUACCGCAGAUCUUGAGCAUGUGGUGAGCUAUGUCAAAGGACUUUACCCUCAUGCCCCUGUGCUUGGUGCUGGUGUAUCUUUUGGAGGCAUGUUAUUGCUGAACUAUCUGGCCCGUAAGCGCACAGAGUCUGGGCUGGUGGCGGGUAUCACCAUCUCUGUCCCCUGGGACACGAUGAAGUCCGCUGCCUCGAUGGAAGAACCACUCAACUGGCUGCUCUUCAACAAAUUCCUCACGAGAGGCCUCUGUAGUGCUGUCACCAGGCACAGGAAGGUUCUGGAAAAAGUGGUGGACAUUGACUAUGUCUUGAAGUCACAAACAAUCCGUGAGUUUGAUGAACGCUUCACCUCUUUGAUGUUUGGUUAUAAAACUUGUACGGACUAUUACAACGAUGCCAGUCCAUACAAAAGACUCCCCAGUACAACGGUGCCCAUCCUGUGUCUCAACGCUGCUGAUGACCCCUUCUCUCCCCACUAUGCCUUCCCAGUGUCCAUCGUCCAGGACCUGCCCAACGUUGCUCUCGUGAUGACAGCCCAUGGUGGACACAUGGCCUUCCUGCAGGGUAUGUUUCCCCGCGGUGAGGGCUUCAUGGACCGUCUGGUUGGUCAGUAUGUCCAAGCUGUCUUUGAACACCAGAGGGACAUCAACAAAGCUUGUGGCGUCAAGGAAGACUAGACAAGCUGAUUGUCUUCUGCGAAUAACAUCCCUGGCAUCACGGCAACAAUUUAAAAAAAUGAAUUGGUUAGCUUUGCAUGUCAUUAUCUCACCACAGACAUGUUGGCUUUGCACCGAGAAUGUCUAACAGUAUUGUACAAUCACAUAACCUUGCUGCAACUGAGCUAAUCUACCUCUGAGAUACAUCUCAGGUUCUCGUCUGACUUUUUUUCUCCCACACGCCGUCCUAACUUCACAUAGAGUACUGUAGUGUGUGUUGAAAACAAAGUGCACAAAUCCUCCCCAUUAGGAAACAAGUACUUAGAUUUUAGGUACUAUUUUAAAUUGUUAAUUAAAUAGAAAUGAUUGAAUAUAAAAAUUAGAACAGUGAUAUUACUGUUUGAUAUUGUUUUCUCCCUUAUUCUGGUUUGGUUUUGCAAGACUUGUUUUCUUUGAAGUAUGUUAUAUUGCUUAGGAUUGUAAAUUCAAGCUUUCCAGGCUCAAUUCCCUAAAAUUCAAGGACCCAAGACGGCUUAGUUUGAGACACAGAUCAAGCUUAAUUACUGUUACCACACUAACAACAGCGAGACAGUGAAACAAUGAUGCAACUGGAGACACACAUGCAGGCUGAAGAAUGUAGCCUAUUUACUAAUGUUAAGCAAAAAAAAAAAUCUAUUCUUGCACCAUGUAUGUAAUGAAUGAUCCUGCCUCAAGCUAAAAAAAACAACACAGACACAGCAGGAAUUAACAUAUAUCCGCCAUGAAGAAAAGACUUUAGAUAGAUAGCUUUAUCAUCUGACUUUCUGAUUUAAAAACAAAAAAAAUCUGUCAAAUUAAAAAGUAUUGUAGCUUGUGUAUGCUUUUUGCAGUAUGCUUGUUUGCAGUGUAAAUUAUGCAUUAGAGGUAAAUGAGCCGACACUGUCUAAUAACCUGAAGAUCACAAUGUUACUUGAAGUAUUUGUACCUGCUGUAAAUAAUUCAAUAACCAGUGGCUCUGUGCGUGUUGUAUAAUCUGCCUUUUGUUUGUCAUUGAAACACAUUAUUGUUUGGGGGAUGGGAUGGGAUGGGAUGGAUAAAAUGUCCAUCGUGUCUCUUUUUUGACCACUUUCAGUCCACAUGGUAAUUAUUUAGUGUGUAGUUUGAUAGCAGCACAUUUGUCUUGAAGUUAAUUACUUUCUACAAUGAUUGAAUGCCAGUUGAGGGUUUGCUGAAGGUUUUAUCCUGUAACACCAAUAGUGCACUGAUGACACGCAUUCACCAUUUUAUUUUGCCAGUGCCAUGGUAUUAUUAGUCCAUGAUUUAUGUAAUUUAUUUGACUUUAUUCCGAGUGGAUAAUGUUUUCAACUGUGAUUCAAGAACCUUGAACGUAUUCGAGCAGAAAAUGUCGCUGAUUGUCGUCGCAUUCAAUUUAUUUGCACGUCAGCUCUUUUUCUACUUUCUGUCUCCAACUUGCCUUUGAUUGCUGUUUUAUUUUUUAACGGACCCAUUUCUUUUCAUGUUUACUUCUGUAUGAGGUGUAACGCACAACUUUGCACAGUAUGAACUAUCUGUUUGGUUUUUGGUUGUUGAAUUACGCUUUUAAUUAAAGACAAAGUUACAAAUAA